Molecule: messenger RNA, 1028 nt
Organism: Hordeum vulgare subsp. vulgare (domesticated barley)
Lineage: Eukaryota; Viridiplantae; Streptophyta; Magnoliopsida; Poales; Poaceae
Exons: 2
Coding region: 91-732 (213 amino acids)
Source: RefSeq, a predicted model, not a curated record
AAUCUUCCAAGCCCCAAUUUCGAAAUUCCAAGGCCCAAACCGAAACCCCGCUCCUCGCCCCGCAUCUGCGCACCACCACCGGAUCAGCCGAUGGCGACCACCUCCGCCGGCGGCGAGUUUGAGAUCCAAGAAGAUGAAGGCUUCGUCUUCAAGCUCCCCGGCGUCCUCUACCCGGAUGGCGCCGAAGAUACCGACACGGCGGCGCCCUCCACAACGGCCGCGGACCUCGAGUCCGCCCGCCUCCAGCGCCGCCGCCGCGCGCUCCUCCACCUCCGCGCCAAGUACAAACUGGAGUUCUCCCGCUGGGAAUCCCUCUCCUCCGACAUCCUUGCUCCGCCCCCGGCCCCCACCGCAGCUACUUCUGUAGCUUCGUCCGCCUCCCCUCUUCCCCUCACCCCCUUGACCGCGACAAUAUCCUUGGGCCACACUAUCCUCGAUGACUAUCUCGCGGAGGUGGAGGUGCAUGAGGAAAUGCUCAAAAGAGCAUCGCAGAUGUGUGAUGAGAUUGUGGAGUUUUGCAACGAACACGAGGCAGCCCUCGUGGAUGCCGCUGCCGCGCUGCCGGUAUGGGGGGAUCCACGGGAGCUUGUGAAAUCCCUGUGCAGUCCAGAUGAGCAGGCUGCCGUGCAGCCUGUAUGUGGCAAUCCACGGGUUCUUAUGAACUCAGUAUCCAGUCCAGCUGAAAAGACUCUCCCUGGUACUCCCUCUGUAAACAAAUAUAGGAGUGUUUAGUUUACGGAGGGGGUAUUAACUAGGCACUGCACAACUGUAGUGGGGCCAUCUGUAUUUAACUAGAUAGUUUGCUUUGUUGUGUUCGGUGAAUUGCAGUUCGAUUGGAGGCAGAAAGUAGGCUCAAUAGUUUCUAUCUGCUUGUAGGAUUGGCAGAUGUACCUGAGAGGGUUGGGGACAUUGGUACCGUGUAACUAGGGUAAAAAGAUUUUGGAUUUAUUUUUUAUCAGGUGCUGUCUAAUGUAUUGGAGUUGUACUUUUCUAUGGAAGUGUUCUAGUGACUGGUUUGCACGACUUAA